This is a messenger RNA of Triticum turgidum subsp. durum (durum wheat), 345 nucleotides long. The record is from the annotation of a GenBank genome assembly. Lineage: Eukaryota; Viridiplantae; Streptophyta; Magnoliopsida; Poales; Poaceae.
AUGGAUUUUUUCAGGAUCUUGGAGAAUGUUUUCUCAGUGUGGUUCAGGUUAAAUUGUUGUCCUACUGUUCCUGCUGAGCCUCCUAAUGUUCUAUGUCUUCGCUGCGCCUUCUUCCAGCUUCUCUAUUGGUUUUCUCUUCACACCGAUCAGGCAGGGGAGGACGAGGCGAAGGGGGAUGGAGAAGUGGUCGAGCUAGAGGCGUACAGGCAGGGCACCCAGAAGACAGAGCUGUGCAACAAGUGGGAGGGCGGCGCCUGCUCCUACGGGGGCCGGUGCCGGUUCGCGCAUGGCCUGCAGGAUGAUGGUUUCUUAAUUUCGUUGACUAACCAGGGAGUUCAAGGAUGA